UGCAGUUGAUCUCCUAAGUGAGUACGCGUAGUGCGAAAAGUGCUUGUGCGAAUCCCUUCAAGUUAGCUGCGUUGAUUACUUAUAAGCAACAAGCGUAUCAGCGCAUUUCCCGUGUUAGUUGCUCCAGCAGGAAAACUGCAACGUCAGUGUAUGUUCAUGAAAAAGCGCCAAACUGACAAACCGCCAAAGCCCGGCAGCCUACGCUAAUUUUAGCAUUUCAUUGCUUUGGCUCCGCAGUCACUUUCCGCGCUUUACAACGAAAACAUCAAGAUGCGGACAAUUGCAGCCGUGAUUGUGGCCGCGCAUUUGGCAAUCGUUGUCGUCGAAGCCACAGUCGUGCCGCGCUCUGAACCAGUCGCUUCGGCGGAGGCUUCGCUGGCGCGUCUCAACUUCCUGGUUGGUGUGGCGCAGUUGGGCACGCUCCGCGAAAACGGCACGCGCUGUGGCAGAGAACUUGAAACUCUGCUGAAGGCUGUAGCGGCCAAAGAGUGUUGGAGCUUAAAAGUGCUCGAUUCGUUUGGUGGGCCACCGAAGUCCUUCAGUUGGGGCAAUAACCACUGGUUCGGCCCGCAGUGGCAGUGCAACGAUUUGAAUAGCCCAUAUGUUGUCGCGACCUCGUCAGAGUUUUUACGCACCUACACCUUGGAUCCGUUCAAUGUCACCAGCCCUUUUCGCAUGCGUCUCACCAUGGUGUAUAUGCGUUUCUCCACGCCCCACUUUAUCGAUUUGCGGCUUCCGUAUGAGUCUUUCAUUCAUAUCGGCCUGUGUUUGCCACAAUCCUGCUCGAGCGCCGCUCUGCGUCGCUACACGGAUGAGUACUUUCUGCGCGGUGAGUUUACGAUGCAACGCGAUUUCGAGCUCCAAAUGCAAUCGGUUGCGGCCAGAGUACCGUCAUUAGGCUGGGAUUUCUUGCAGCAAACCGGAACACUAAUUUCCAUCAUUAUUCUCAUCACUCUGGUUCUACUGAUGGCUUUAGCGGAGAUUGUUUACCGGUCGAAAGCGAAAUUGAAGCUCCAACAAAUGUGGCAUACAAAAGCUCCACACACUACUGUGAUGAUAGAUGGCGCGCACAUAACAAAUGUUCCGAUAGAGUCCGCAUAUGAAAGUACCACAGUUAAAAGCUCAACAGUUGAAGAAAUUAUAUUAUGUUUCCGCUUUACUGAGAAUUGGCAGCGCGCUUUGAAAGCCGACCGCAUGAAUUCAAAUUCAAACUUUGUGGGUGUUAUUGCCGGCGUGCGCACUGUUAUUUGCCUGUGGGUUUCCACUUUUCACGUAUACUACUAUUCGGUCUUCGCUCUAACCAAUGCGCCGAUGCUGUUCGUGGCAAUGGGAAAUUUUCUCAACCAACCGCUUUUAGAGGCCAUUUUUUUCGUGGAUGUUUUCUUUGUCAUAAGUGCGUUACUGCUCGUCUACAAUUUUCUCUCUUCCGAGUCGAGAUUGAAGGAGAUUCGACAAAAUGAUUUCGUACAGAAUUCGAAAUUAUUUGGGAAACUUCUAUUGCAGCGGUAUUUGCGACUCACGCCAAUGCUGAUUACCACAAUGCUUCUAAGCGAUGUAUUCUACGACUUGACCAACACAUAUUCACCCUUUUACUUGGGAGUGAACAGCGGGUAUUACUGCAAGCAACGCUGGUGGCACAAUGUGCUCUAUAUACAGAACUUCUUGGACAUGAAAGACAUCUGCUGCUCGUGGACUUGGUAUCUGGCGUGUGAAAUGCAGUUCUAUCUGCUCAUAACUGCUUUGCUCUUUUUGUAUGUUAAAAGUGAGAGUUUUGCCAAAGUCGUCUUCGCCGCACUUGUCUGUGGAUUUCCAGUGAUCGGUUGGCUCUGCAAUUAUCACAAUGGCAUAACAUUCGACAUUGACAAAAUACACUCCACGCUGAAUCAGCUGUACGUGAAGCCGUGGGUGCGCAUCAAUCCAUACCUCGGCGGUGCCCUUUGCGGCUGGCUACUGCACAAUCACGCCCAGCAGCGACGACACCGAUACCAUAAUCACCAACAGCAAAAUCAACAGCCGCAGCCACCGCACUCCCACUCACACUCACAAUCAGAGCCACACGUGCCAACACAACAACAACAACACCAAUCACCAAACCGACAGCCAUGUGAGUCGUCGGCGGCUACUGCAACGGUCGAUUCGUUGGCGAGCAAUAAUAUUAGUUGGUGGCGUGCGGCUUUCUGGCUUUUCGUCGGCAUCGUCUGUGCGGUGGCAAACUUCAUGAGCUACUGGCACAGCACACCCACAUGGCUGGUGGCGACAAUUAUGUCCUUUGGCAAAUUGCUUUUCGCACUCAGCAUCGGUGGCGGCAUUCUGAUGUGCGCUUGGGGACAUGGUGGCCGCUUGAAUGUGUUGCUGAGCGCGCGCCUCUUUCAGCUGCUGAAUAAAUUCUGCUUCAGCAUUUAUUUGCUAACGCCCAUAAUUACAUUGAUCAGCUAUGGUCUGCGCAAUGAGCCGACCAGCUUCAAUGAGAUUGCCUCCGGCUCGGACUUUAUUGCGGUGAAUGUGUUGGCGGUGCUAUCUUCGUUUUUGGCCUAUGUGCUGAUGGAAUUGCCCGUGCAAAGAGUGUGCAACAAAUUGUUGCAUACACGAAAAUAGACCAUGCCACGUGCGAGGCACACAUAUGUAUGUAUAUCAGUGAAAAGGACUUCAAGGAAGCUCAGGAAGCCCUGGAUAUGAGAGAUAUUUCAUGUACGUGUAUAUCAGAUAAGUUUUGUAGAAUAUAUUUUUUAUUGUUGUACUAUAUUUGUAUAAGUUUUUACAAGGUUUUGUUUGUAUUUCCAUAACAUCACUAGAUAUCCAUCACAAUAAAGAAAAAUUAAAAUA
This is a messenger RNA of Bactrocera dorsalis (oriental fruit fly), 2823 nucleotides long. RefSeq names its product nose resistant to fluoxetine protein 6. The record is from RefSeq and is a predicted model, not a curated record. The transcript is spliced from 8 exons. NCBI's taxonomy places the organism in Eukaryota, Metazoa, Arthropoda, Insecta, Diptera, Tephritidae. Bases 271 to 2595 code for a protein of 774 amino acids. Gene Ontology annotation, molecular function: acyltransferase activity, transferring groups other than amino-acyl groups.